Saitoella complicata NRRL Y-17804 is the source of this 1417-nucleotide messenger RNA. Its product is annotated as N-glycosyl-transferase. Bases 278 to 1402 code for a protein of 374 amino acids. The record is from RefSeq and is a predicted model, not a curated record. Gene Ontology annotation, cellular component: mannan polymerase complex. The transcript has a single exon. Gene Ontology annotation, biological process: protein N-linked glycosylation; cell wall mannoprotein biosynthetic process. Gene Ontology annotation, molecular function: alpha-1,6-mannosyltransferase activity. Lineage: Eukaryota; Fungi; Ascomycota; Saitoellomycetes; Saitoellales; Saitoellaceae.
CACAUCCGUAACCUCAUCCACCGUCAAUCACUCAGCUGAACGACACCGUUAUCAACGGCUAAAGACCUACUUUAUCCAACUGCAUCGUCGUGCAUUCCCUUUACUCUUCCAAGUAAAGCACAAUUUUUAGGGUCCGUGCCGUGGAAUCUGUGGACUUAGUGUCUACCGGCUGCCGAGAGGUCGCGAACAAUUCCAGUGCCCGGAAAACACUCCCUCUUUCCGUCGACCAAGCACCAGUCUCAAGGACAGUCAGUCUCUCUGAGCUGGGCAAUUCAUCAUGGCCGGUCCACUUGAAAUUCUCCGCCGUCCGCGCUUUCUGCUCGUCAUUCUCUUACUCGGCUUUUUAUUCCUCGCGUCGCCGCUGUUUACAUCGCACAAAGACGUUUUCCAUUCAUCACAGCGUUAUUCGCCUCUGGAAAUCUUUGGGCAUCAGGAUGUUGGGUACAGAGAAGUUACGCCUGUCGUUUUCCACCACAAGCCGAUCGAGAUCAACGCUACCUCCAUUCAGAAGAUUGACUUGAACCCGAUCGUGUCGUCCAAGGAUGCUGCGAAGAAGCAGGAGAAGGUAUUGCUGUUGACACCAUUGCGCGAUGCUGCAUACCACUUGGAUACUUACUUCAGCCUUCUCACCAACCUCACCUACCCUCACGAACUCAUCGAUCUCGCCUUCCUUGUUUCGGACUCGACCGACGAUACCAUGGGCAUCCUUGCAACGCAGCUCGACCGUAUCCAGUCUUCUGAUGUCAAGGGACUGCCGUUCAGGAGUGUGACUAUUGUUGAGAAGGAUUGGGGAGUUACUACCUCCCAGGACGUUGAGGACCGCCACGCCUUCAAGUACCAAGCGCCGAGAAGAAAGGCCAUGGCUAGGGCUAGAAACUACCUGCUUGCUACCGCAUUGAAGCCUGAGCACGCCUGGGUUUACUGGAGAGACGCCGAUAUCGUCGAGUGUCCCGGGACCAUCGUCGAGGACCUAAUCUCUCACGACCGCGAUGUUAUCGUCCCCAACAUCUGGUUCCACCGCGGCGAGAUCGAGGGUCGUUUCGACUACAACUCAUGGCAGGACACCAGGAAGUCCAAGAAGCUCCUGAAAUCUCUUUCUCCGGACACCGUCGUCGUGGAAGGAUACCCAGAAUUCGACACUGGAAGGAAGUAUAUGGCGAAGAUGGGUGACUGGAGAAAGGACCAAAAGGAGGAGAUCAAGUUGGAUGGAAUUGGUGGCGUGAGUAUUAUGGUCAAGGGCGACGUACACAGGAGUGGGAUUAACUUCCCUGCGUACGCGUUUGAGAACCAGGCUGAGACUGAAGGAUUUGGAAAGAUGGCCAACAGGGCCGGAUAUGAGGUGAUCGGUCUGCCAAACUACGUCGUAUGGCACAUCGACACCGAAGAGCUGCCAAAGAACUAGAUGCAUGAAAAUAAU